AUGUCCGUGCUGCCCCAAGAAGUCCACACCGCGCUGUCCCAGCUGCUGCGCGCUCUCAGCACCCCCGACAACGCCGUUCGAUCCCAGGCCGAGGACCAGCUGAACAAUGAUUGGGUCCAGACCAAGCCGGACAUCUUGUUGAUGGGCCUGGCUGAGCAGAUUGCUGGUGCCGAGGACACAUUAACUCGUGCUUUCUCCGCUGUGCUUUUCCGAAGAAUUUCUACCAAGACCCGCAAGGACCCUAUCUCUGGCGACGUCAAGGAAAUCUUCUUGAGUCUGCCCAAUGAGCAGCGUGUUGCGAUUCGCGAGAAGCUGGUGAUAUGCCUGACCGCCGAGUCUGUCACUGAUGUGCGCAAGAAGAUUGGAGACGCUGUGGCAGAGGUGGCCCGCCAGUACUACGACAACGGCGAACAAUGGCUUGAGCUACUUGGUGUUCUCUUCCAAGCCAGUCAGUCUCCCGACUCUGGUCUUCGCGAGACUGCGUUCCGCAUUUUCACAACCACCCCCGGCAUCAUUGAGAAGCAGCACCAAGAUGCUGUCCUCAAUGUCUUCACCAAGGGUUUCGAGGAUGACAACAUCUCGGUGCGCAUUGCCGCUAUGGAAGCUUUCGCCUCCAUGUUCCGUUCUAUCGACAAGAAGUCCCAGACCAAGUUCUUCUCUCUUAUGCCCGCCCUUCUCAACAUUCUUCCUCCCCUCAAAGAGUCCAGCGAGAGCGAAGAGCUCUCGUCAGCAUUCUUGGCUCUUAUCGAGUUGGCCGAAAUCAGCCCGAGGAUGUUCAAGGGCUCUUUCAGUGACUUGGUCAAGUUCAGCAUUAGUGUCAUUGCCGAUAAGGAGCUCAGUGACCAGGUCCGCCAGAAUGCGCUGGAGUUGAUGGCAACUUUCGCCGACUAUGCACCCAAUAUGUGUAAGAAGGAGGCCAACUUUGCGCAGGAGAUGGUGACCCAAUGUCUGAGCUUGAUGACUGAUGUGGGUGUCGAUGAUGACGAUGCUGAAGAGUGGAAUGCUUCCGAGGAUCUCGAGCCUGAAGAGAGCGACCUCAACCACAUUGCUGGUGAGCAAUGCAUGGACCGCCUGGCUAACAAGCUCGGCGGAGAAGCCAUUCUCCAGCCUGCCUUUUCCUGGAUUCCUCGCAUGAUGUCUUCCACUGCCUGGCGCGAUCGCCACGCCGCUCUGAUGGCCAUUUCCGCCAUCUCGGAGGGCUGCCGCGAUCUUAUGACCAAUGAGCUUGAUCAAGUUCUUGCUCUGGUUGUCCCUGCUCUGCGGGACUCCCACCCUCGUGUCCGCUAUGCAGGCUGCAAUGCUCUCGGCCAAAUGAGUACCGACUUCGCUGGUAUCAUGCAGGAGAAGUACCACGGCAUUGUUUUGAACAACAUUAUCCCCGUCCUUAGCUCCACCGAACCCCGUGUGCAGUCUCACGCCGCUGCUGCUUUGGUCAACUUCUGUGAGGAGGCUGAGCGUAGCAUUCUCGAGCCCUACCUCGGUGACCUUUUGAGCCGCCUUUUGGAGCUUUUGCGCAGCCCCAAGCGCUAUCUCCAGGAACAGGCAUUGUCGACCAUUGCUACUAUUGCCGAUUCUGCCGAAACCGCCUUCGGUCAAUACUACGACACCCUUAUGCCCCUGCUGCUCAACGUUCUCAAGGAAGAACAGGGCAAGGAAUACCGGCUGCUUCGUGCUAAGGCCAUGGAGUGUGCUACUCUGAUUGCUUUGGCCGUUGGCAAGGAGAAGAUGGGCCAGGAUGCUCUGAACCUCGUCCAGAUUCUGGGCCACAUCCAGCAGAACAUCGUCGACGCUGAUGACCCUCAAUCGCAGUACCUCCUCCACUGCUGGGGCCGUAUGUGCCGCGUUUUGGGCCGUGACUUUGUGCCCUACCUGCCCGGUGUCAUGCCUCCCCUGCUGACCGUGGCCGCCGCCAAGGCCGACAUCCAGUUGCUGGAUGACGAGGACCAGAUUGAACAGGUUGAGCAGGACGAAGGCUGGGAGUUGGUUCCCCUCAAGGGCAAGGUUAUUGGAAUCAAGACAAGCGCUUUGGAGGACAAGAACACCGCUAUCGAGUUGAUCACCAUCUAUGCUCAGAUACUGGAGGAUGCCUUUGAGCCUUAUGUUCUAGAGACCAUGGAGAAGAUUGCCGUCCCUGGUCUUGCAUUCUUCUUCCACGAUCCCGUCCGCGUCUCGGCCGCUAAGCUGGUUCCCCAGCUGCUCAACUCUUACAAGAAGGCCCACGGCGGCAACUCCCCCGGAUUUGCCGAGAUGUGGAAUAAGGUGGCCGAGAAGAUCAUUGAGGUGCUCAGCGCUGAGCCUACCGUUGAUACCUUGGCCGAGAUGUACCAGUGCUUCUACGAGUCCGUGGAGGUCGUUGGCCCCAACAGCCUGUCCCCGCAGCAUAUGCAGGCGUUCGUCGACUCUGCCAAGUCUACGCUUGAAGACUACCAGAUGCGCGUGAAGCAGCGGUUGGAGGAGCAGGCUGAGCUUGAGGAUGGCGAUGAGGAGAACCUCGACUUCGAGUAUGCCGUUGAGGAUGACCAGAACCUGCUCAGCGACAUGAACAAGGCCUUCCACACUAUCUUCAAGAGCCAAGGUACCACUUUCCUGCCCGCCUGGCAGCAGCUGAUGCAGUUCUACGACAACUUCAUCACCAGCCAGGACCCGACCCAGCGACAAUGGGCCCUGUGCAUCAUGGACGAUGUGCUGGAGUUCUGCUCUGCAGAGUCUUGGACCUUCAAGGACCACAUCAUGCAGCCUCUGGCCUCUGGUCUGCUGGAUGAGAACGCUGCCAACCGUCAGGCCGCCGCUUACGGUGUCGGCGUCGCCGCGCAAAAAGGUGGUGCUCCCUGGGCCGACUUUGUCGCUGCCUGCAUUCCCAGCCUGUUCCAGGUGACUCAACACCCCCAGAACCGCACCGAGGAGCACGUCUUUGCUACUGAGAAUGCUUCGGCCAGUAUUGCCAAGAUCCUGCACUUCAACGCCUCCAAGGUGCAGAACGCUCAGGAGGUUGUGAUCAACUGGAUUGAGACGCUGCCUAUCACUUAUGACGAGGAGGCCGCACCCUAUGCUUACUCGUUUAUUGUUCAAUUGGUUGACCAGCAAAACCCCGCGGUCCUUACCAAGGCCGACCGGGUCUUCGGGUUCAUUGUGCAAGCCCUCGAUGCCGGCACUCUUCAAGGCCAGACCGCUGCCCGUGUUGCUCAGGCAGCCAAGCAACUUGUUGCGGCGACCAACUUGAACGCCGAGUCAAUCCUGGCUGGUGUUAGCCCGGAAAGCCAAGAGCGGGUUCGCAAGUUCUUCCAGUAG
Messenger RNA from Penicillium daleae, 3288 nucleotides. Its product is annotated as nuclear import receptor PSE1. The coding region runs from base 1 to 3288 and encodes 1095 amino acids. Gene Ontology annotation, molecular function: nuclear import signal receptor activity. The record is from RefSeq and is a predicted model, not a curated record. Gene Ontology annotation, biological process: protein import into nucleus. Lineage: Eukaryota; Fungi; Ascomycota; Eurotiomycetes; Eurotiales; Aspergillaceae. The transcript is spliced from 6 exons. Gene Ontology annotation, cellular component: nucleus; cytoplasm.